Messenger RNA from Echinococcus granulosus, 390 nucleotides. RefSeq lists its product as hypothetical. The coding region runs from base 1 to 390 and encodes 129 amino acids. NCBI's taxonomy places the organism in Eukaryota, Metazoa, Platyhelminthes, Cestoda, Cyclophyllidea, Taeniidae. The record is from RefSeq and is a predicted model, not a curated record. The transcript is spliced from 3 exons.
AUGAAGCGAGUUCACAAAAUUGGCACCCAAAUUACUAUUGUGAUUGUGAUAAUUCUAACUAAAGUGCUGUUAGAGAAAUAUUUGACUUUAAAAUGCGCCUUGCUUUGUUCGCAAAUACACAUUCAACAGAGCAAAGAAGCAUGUUAUAGACGAGUUUCAAAUUUCAGUUUCCAGGAGAAAUAUGAAAAUACAUGCACAUGCAUAGUUCCAGAUAAAAUCAAUCGAAAGAAUCGUCGAAAGCAUUUACCAUUUACAUCACCGAUAAGACGACCAGUUUUAUGCGAAUUACAAAAUUCUUACGUUACGUAUGAAAGCUGUCUAGGGAUUGAUGAAGCGAGUUCACAAAAUUGGCACCCAAAUUACUAUUGUGAUUGUGAUAAUUCUAACUAA